AUGAGCCAGGCGAAUGCUAAUGAGAGCAAAUCUGAGUCCGCCAUAGAGUCAAGCCCAGCACAGAAGAAAAUCAAAAUGGAAGACACAAAGUACCUCCCGGAGCUCCUGGCUGAGAAAGACAGCUUGGAUUCAUCGUUCACGCACGCCAUGAAACUCAUCUCUGCAGAGAUUGAGAGGAUCCAGAAAGGUGAAACAAAGAAAGAGCCAGAAAAGGAAACAUAUCUGGACCUGUUCGCUACCAAGAAUCUCAAACUCAAAGAGCGAGUCCUCAUUCCCACCAAGCAGUACCCUAGGGUUAACUUUGUCGGUAAGCUUUUGGGACCCCAGGGUAGCACAAUCAAAAGGCUCCAGGAGGAUACUGGUGCAAAGAUUUCAGUUCUUGGCAAAGGUUCCAUGAGGGACAAGAAUAAGGAGGAAGAGCUGAGGAAGGGUGGUGAGGCUAAAUAUGCUCACUUGGCCAUGGAGUUGCAUGUGUUCAUUGAGGUGACUGCACCCAUCCCAGAAGCCUAUCUGCGAAUGGCACAUGCCAUGGAGGAGGUCAAGAAGUUCCUCAUCCCAGAACCUGGUGAGCAUGACCCAUACAUGGAUCCUCACUUCUUGAAUGGAUCCCAGGAUGGUUCAGGCAGGGGGCGAGGUGGCCACUUAGGAAGGGGCAGAGGUGGACCACCUGGUGCUGGAGGACCAAGGGGGCGAGGAAUGCCACGUGGGGGCCCUCGAGGGGCAAUGCGUGGUGGAGCUCCACGGGGAGGACUAGGACGGGGAAACGCUCCCAGAGGUGCGCCAUCUGGUAGGGGUGGUCCACCCUCUGCUCCUAAUAGAGGAGGCUCAGCUCCCCGCUCUAGACCACCUGCAGCUGGGGCACCAAGAAUGCUUCCCUCUGCAGCCAUGUCCCACCAGCAACACCAAGUUCCUCCUUCAGCAUCACAGCCCAAAGCUGAUGCCUAUGAGGACUAUCCUCCAUAUGAAGAAUCCUAUGCAGAACCUGCCUAUGAAGGAUAUGAUAGUUAUUAUAGUCAGCAGUCUGCACCUGCGGAUACUGAAUAUUACGAUUACGGACACGGGGAAGCCCAGGAUUCAUCAUAUGAGCCUUAUGCUCAAGAUGACUGGGACAACUCAUGGUCCAACUCCGGGGCCGGAGGCAAAGCCCCCCCAUCCAGGCAGUCGAAGGGAACGUAUAGAGAGCACCCAUAUGGAAGAUACUGAACGGCUACUGGUAGAGAGUUGCUAUGGCGACUGUCUCCGAUUGUAACUCGCUUAACUUUUCAAAAGUAAUUUCCCUCUCGUUUGUUCCCUUUUUUAUGCUUUAUUUUAUUUUUAUUUUAAAAAAACUAAAUAGACAUUUUGUUGGAUGUAUCCGAGCGCCAGAGGAGAAACUUGAACGCAAGUUUUUUUUCAUUGUUUAUCUGUUUCCAUUUAAUGUUUCAGUUGUGUAGUUGGCAGUUAAGGUCCUAGUGACAUAAACCUUAACAAAGGAACAAGAGUGACUUUUUAGUGAUAUUUGAUGGCUAUCAUUUCAGUUUCAGUGAUUGUGGCGAUAAACUCUUCUCACGUAGGCUGCAUUUUUAAAAGUCCUUCAUGACUGGACAAAAAAAGAUUCGUAAUGCCUCAAUGUAACGUCACCAUAACUAGAUUUAGUUGCAAACUCAAAUACGUCCCUGAGCCGUUUUGAUUAAAAACAAAAGUCUUAUCCUACAUUUGUUUAUACUAUGAUACAAAUCUCGUAUUGUGUGAAGUUGUAGAAUUUCCUAAAAUUAUUACACUAUUGAAAUCCAUUUGACAAAGAAAAAUGCCUCUAUUUUUGCCACUCCUCACAAUUGGCACAGUAUGUCGUGACUUUACUUGCAAAAUCAUCGCAGAUGUUAGACUAAUUCUUGUAAAGCUUGAAUGAUUAAUAAUCCUUACUAUGUGUAAGGAAACGCUGCAGCCGACUCAAUAUUUUGUACAUAACCUUAGGACAACUGUGUAUGCUUUAAGCCGUGCCGUCUCCAAAAUGCAUAAUGCUUGUGUACCUUUGGCUAAAUAGGAUCCUAAAUAUAUCCCAAAAUGUUUUUCUGCAGUGCGUGUUUCAAUAAAGUUUCUAGUUUCUUUUUAAUCAA
Molecule: messenger RNA, 2096 nt
Organism: Lates calcarifer (barramundi perch)
Lineage: Eukaryota; Metazoa; Chordata; Actinopteri; Centropomidae
Gene: khdrbs1a
Product: KH domain containing, RNA binding, signal transduction associated 1a
Exons: 9
Coding region: 1-1203 (400 amino acids)
Biological process (GO): regulation of alternative mRNA splicing, via spliceosome
Cellular component (GO): nucleus
Molecular function (GO): mRNA binding; poly(A) binding
Source: RefSeq, a predicted model, not a curated record